GAAGGGCUGGGGAAGACUGGGGUGAGAAGGGUAGAAGAGGGCGGGUGGUGGGAUGGGGAGGGCAGAGUGGGGAGGCCCUGGGCAGACCCUGGCAGAAGGGGCCCGGGGCAGGGUGUGGGUUCACCGUUGGCAGGGCCAGGUGAGCUAUGUGGCCUCAGCUGCUCCUCUUGCUGCUGGCCCCACGGGGUGGGCAUGGCUGCCAUGGGCCGGAGCUGGACCGGGAACUUGUCCUGGCCAAGGUGAGGGCCCUGUUCCUGGAUGCCUUGGGAGCCCCAGCAGUGACUGGGGAAGUUCGGAAUCCUGGAGUCAGGCGUCUGCCCCGAAGACAUGCUGUGAGGGGCUUCACGCACAGGGGCUCUGAGCCCGAGGAAGAGGAUGUCUCCCAGGCCAUCCUUUUCCCGGCUACAGGUGCCAGCCUAGGGGACGAGCCAGCUGCCAGAGAGCUGGCCCAGGAGGCCAAGGAGGGCCUCUUUACAUAUGUGUUCCGGCCAUCCCAGCACACACGCAGCCGCCAGGUGACGUCGGCCCAGCUGUGGUUCCACACGGGACUGGACAGGCAGGAGACAGCAGCCGCCAAUAGCUCUGGGCCCCUGCUAGGCCUCCUGGCACUGUCAUCUGGGGGUCCUACAGCUGUGCCCAUGUCACUGGGCCAGGCACCCCCUCGCUGGGCUGUGCUGCACCUGGCCGCCUCUGCCUUCCCUCUGCUGACCCAUCCCGUCCUGGCGCUCCUCCUGCACUGUCCUCUCUGUUCCUGCUCAGCGCGGCCCGAGGCCACCCCCUUCCUGGUGGCCCACACUCGGGCCAGGCCUCCCAGCGGAGGGGAGAGAGCCCGCCGCUCCACGCCCCCGCUGCCCUGGCCUUGGUCUCCCACCGCGCUGCGCCUGCUGCAGAGGCCUCCGGAGGAACCCGCUGCGCAUGCCGACUGCCACAGAGCGGCCCUCAACAUCUCCUUCCAGGAGCUGGGCUGGGAAUGGUGGAUCGUGCACCCUCCCAGUUUCAUCUUCCACUAUUGUCAUGGGGGCUGUGGGCUGUCCACCCCGCCGGACCUGUCCCUGCCGGUCCCCGGGGCACCCCCUACCCCUGUCCAGCCCCUCUCUUUGGUGCCAGGGGCCCAGCCCUGCUGCGCUGCUCUCCCAGGGACCAUGAGGCCCCUACGUGUCCGCACCACCUCGGAUGGAGGUUACUCUUUUAAGUAUGAGACGGUGCCCAACCUGCUCACGCAGCACUGUGCUUGCAUCUAAGGGGGUCCUGCUG
Lipotes vexillifer (Yangtze River dolphin) is the source of this 1254-nucleotide messenger RNA. It is a transcript of the gene INHA, whose product is annotated as inhibin subunit alpha. Gene Ontology annotation, cellular component: extracellular region. The coding region runs from base 147 to 1241 and encodes 364 amino acids. Gene Ontology annotation, molecular function: growth factor activity; cytokine activity. Lineage: Eukaryota; Metazoa; Chordata; Mammalia; Artiodactyla; Lipotidae. The transcript has 2 exons. The record is from RefSeq and is a predicted model, not a curated record.